Molecule: messenger RNA, 2676 nt
Organism: Linum tenue
Lineage: Eukaryota; Viridiplantae; Streptophyta; Magnoliopsida; Malpighiales; Linaceae
Source: the annotation of a GenBank genome assembly
CGCGGAACCGCCAAAAGAAAUUGCUCUCUGGGGGAGCCUGGUUUUUCCGGUCUCGCUCCUGAUAUCACGUUUCGUACUCCACAAGUCUCUCUCUCUCCGACCCUCGACCACCGUGCUGGCUGAAGUGCAGCAAUCGGACUCCGGCAGUUCAGCAGCCCAGCCGUCGAUGAAGUUCUCCGUCGAAUUCCGCCAGCUAAAUGACCGCUCCAAGCCCUAGACUCUGCUAGGUAAGAUCAAAAUUGGUUCUCGUUUUCUGGUUUCUCUUGCAUUACGGCUCGUGAUAGUUUGAGAAGGGAGUACCUUUUCCCUUCGAGUAUCGCCGAAUCUAACUUCGAGAAUCGUCAAGUUUUAACUUCUCUGCUCGCGUUUAUGUCGAGAGUCCCUUCGAUUUAAGAACUGUUUCAGAGGUUUUUUGUUUCUCUAAAUCUUAAUGUUGCUUCGAUAAAGGUUUGGGGCUCCUGCUUCUUUUCAUCGUCGAAAGAAUCGAAGUUGAAUGAGAAAUUCUUUUCCAUCAAUCUUUUCUUCCCACUAAUAAGAAAUUAAAUUUUCUUGUUCCUUCUUGUACAACUUAGAAUGCGCAACAUGUUAGCUGUUUGGUAAUUGGAUUCUUCCGCUGCAAUAUCGUCCCUUCUCAAUUGAGUUAGUCUACAAGUUGUUUCCUUUGUUUGGUGGGUGUGUAAUUGCCUGAUUGUUCUGCUACUGCUGAUUUGCUAGACAGUGAGUGGAUCCUGUGGGCAUGGACCCAGAUUUGGAGAUGAAAGAUCAAAUGAAGGUGGUAAUGGAAGGCUUGCCUCAGAAAGAGUCUGCAAGCUUUCUGCAGCAUGGCAAUGAAAAUUCUGUGCCUUGCUCAGAUAAACUUGAUGGCGGUUGCUUUCCCAAAGAAGAUUUGUCCAAAAAUAAAGCUGAGGUGCAGGAGACAACUGAGGAUUUGGAAGUUAAUACAGUUGAUUGUUUGAAUUCUCAUGAUCUUGGAGAUGUGGAAACUGAAAACGAUGACACCAGCGAGAGCAUGAGUUCAUUCAGCAGCACGUCUGAUACAGAAAAUGGCUUGAUGUUGACUGAUACUGAGGUUGAAUCGUAUAUGUGCAGCGGUCGUCACUCAACUUCAUUAUUUGAUAGCUAUGGUGCAGAAUCUCAAUCUAGGAGGAAACGGUUAACCGAACAUUGGAGGAGAUUCAUUCGUCCUCUUAUGUGGCGAUGUAAGUGGUUAGAAUUGCAACUUAAGGAAUUUCAAUCGCAGGCACUGAAGUAUGAUAGAGAACUUGGAGAUAUCGAACAAAGGAAGACAUAUGAUCAUGAGACAUUAGUAGCAGAAGGUCAUGAAGCAAAGUCAAAACCUUUUUCUUCUUCGAACCCAAGGAUGAAAGUUUUGAAGAGAAAGAAAAGAAAGAGAUAUGAAGAGAUGAAUGAUAUGACAUCGUUUAUGUUGCAGAAGAACAUGCUCUCCUAUUAUGAACAUAAGAAGGCAGCCAAUGAUGGUGCUUCUAUGAACAGUGAUCCCACUCUUCCAGAGAGGGCAAGCAAAGGGAAUCCAAAGUCUGCAUUUCAUCAGGAUGGAUGGGCACCUCUACACUCUAAAGAUGGGAUUAGCAGGGAUGAAGACAUCCUUAUGAAAAUUGGAACCCUACAGUCCCAAGUCCAUAAGUUGAGGUCCCGAAUCGAUGUGGUGAUGAGGGAUAAUCCAGGAAAGUUCUCUUAUGUUACUAGGUUGAGCUCGCCCGAGCCAGAUAAAAUGUUGGCCCGUUCUGAAAACCCGGAUCCCUUGAUUGAAAAUGGAGAUAGAGAGCUUAAUUCUCUAUACCCUGUGGACGAUCUUAUACCUGGAAUUCCAGUUUCAAGUCUGGGUGAGGCAGCCCCUGGUCCUGAUAUGCCAGAAACCCUAGUUCAGCCUUCUGUUGGAGUUCCUUGUGAAAUUAUGAACGAUGCUUUUGCGACUGGUAAUCAACCAGCAAAGAAAGAAAUUGCAGAAGUUGUAGCAGAUUUUGGGAGUCAGGCCAAGCAGAAGCCUGAUUUACCAACCGAUGUGCAGUCAGCAAGCAACCCAAGUCAAGCAAGGGCUCCAUUACUUCAGAUGCACUACCCUGGGAAAUCACUUCCAAAAUCUAGGUCCAGGGUGAUUACCAGUAACAAGCGAAAACGUGGUAAGAGGAGGUCUGGAAGAGGUGGAUGGAACCGGAAACCUUCAAUUGAAAGGUGAAGAAGAAAUCGUUUUUACUCGGUGCAUAUGCUAAUUGGUAUAUAUGUUCAAAAUGAGGCUUUUUUACCAAGAGGAGAACUGCUCAAAAACCAUACUCUUCCCAUCUGUUGAUUUUGUAUAUGCUAGCAGCUGCAUAUUCUUUCUCUCAUGUCUCUCGUCCCUUGCUUGGUUCUCUUUGUACUGCAACAUAGCAGCAACGUAUAUAUAGUAUAGCUUACAUUUCUGUUCUGUAGAUCUGUUUAUUCUUUCUUAGACAUUUCUAACGUAGUGCUGAGAGCCGUGAUGUAAACCGAAUGGUGUAUCAUUCUGAGACGUUAAUUCUUUAGCUUCUCAUUUUGUCUAAUGGUUAUCGAUUCCGUACUCAUUUUGGAACAUGAUGAAACACACAAGUUGAUAGAGAAGAAUCGGAUUGGGAAUAGAGAAGAAGAAUUAGGGAUUGGAAAUAGAAUUGGGGAAGAACAGAGAGAAGAGGGAUUUAG